Molecule: messenger RNA, 1441 nt
Organism: Penicillium brasilianum
Lineage: Eukaryota; Fungi; Ascomycota; Eurotiomycetes; Eurotiales; Aspergillaceae
Source: the annotation of a GenBank genome assembly
CGCAAACCUCAACCUGAGUCGUGAGUUUUCGCAGUGGAAAUCGAGCUUCACCGCUAUUUGACAUACUAGAGCUUCGAGAACUUGCAUCUAUAGUGGACCCUUUGGUGCGUCAUGUGACUGAUUCGUGAAUACUGCCGUCUUGGGUAUCAUGAUGACUGGCCUGACUCAUCCCUAUUAGCCCUGCUUCUUCCAAUCAACUCCGACCUGCUUAAGUUGGAAAGCCACACAGCUUGUUUGUCUCUGCGGAUAUAAUUAUUUGGCACAUAAAAUACCUUCCAUCAGCGAAUCUCGUCACCUAUCUAUUUGGCGCUGGCAGGAUGUCGAAUGAAGCCACGACUGUGACUUCUCAGGUAACAUGGGUGCCGUCAGUCAGAGUCUCACUCUUUUCAUACGGUCAUGCCAAUGGACCCAUUGUUCCACAGCAACAGCCAAGCCAAUCGCAUAUUCUCAGAGCUUUGGCUUACAAUAUUCGUCACUUGCCGAAUCCGCCGCGCAAUAUUCGUGCUAAUACAACUGGUCUGUCUCGGCGCCUUCAAAAGGAAUUCCUGCAAAAUGAUAGCGUCCAGGCAUUCCUGGGGAGGGUCCAAAAUGAACUCCUCAAUGCAAUCAAAGAAUGUGAUCAACUUUCACACUCACAUGAGCGGACUGCAUAUCAACCUGAAGACGUCGACGAUUGCUCUGAUCUCGGUCAAAAGACCACUUUGACAGACCCAGACAUUGAUAUGGUGGUGACAAUAUGCUGCGAAGAGGGCCGUCACCGCAGCGUUGCGUUUGUCGAGGAACUUGCCCGAAGGCUUGCUUUGUUCAAACAUGGGGAUGGCUCAUCUCAAUGCUGGCAUUUAUGUGUCAACGUCACACACCGUGAUAUCGGACAUCCACAGGAAAACCUGGAGCAAUCAUCGGGCCAGCAGAAACGCCCGAACAAGGCUCAGGCAAAGUCCAGACAGAGGGAACGACGUGAGAAAGGGGAGAUUCUCAGAUCACGCCCUGAAUAUGAUGACGGAGAAGUCUAGUCAUUUAUUUCUGAACACAUUAUCAAUAGAGAUACCGAAUCACCGAUGUUUGUGUCACAAAUUUGGCCGACUGGGCAUCGAGGACUGUCCAGGAUAUAUUCUCAAGUCUGUGAAAAUCCUUCGCGAUGAGGAUCUCAUGUACGACCAGGUCUUAGCAGAUAAUGAGGUGGGCACGAAGCUGGACCUUAAUCCAGACAUGCCUCAUAUCUUCUGAAGUGCCUUCCCAACUCUCACACGAAGCAGAAAGGCUGCUUUGAAUUUCAUCAACGGGAUCAGAUGGCUUGAUGAAUAUACCAAGAGCUGGAGCUUGGCUAUACGUGGAAGCGGGUCUAAACCUUCGGAGCAGACAAGUCUUAACAAACAAAAAUCCCGGCUGAUUCACAGCAACAUCUAGUCAAAAAUGGCAGAUGCUUAGCCAAGGUCCUUCA